UUUUGUAGGUGUUGUUGUAACGUGUUAUGUACUGAUUCCAGUUGGAGGGACGAUGGACUUAGUGGACAGAUUUGAUGUCGUGAUGUAUGCGGCCCUUACUGAUGUGCGGCCCUCCCAGGCCGGGCAAUGGUUGUGGGACAAUGACUUGGGAGGUGAAACCGAGGAGGCGCACGCUGAAGUAGUUCCAUGGUUCUCCAACUACCUAGAUAAAGCCUGGCAAGACUUCAGCAACAGGCGUUUAUAUUACAGCCCUGCAACUGAUUUUAUGGAAAUUUGGCGGUUCCCCACCAAGGAGCAUGCUAGGAAAUUAUGUCGCGUCGUGGCCCCGCCAGAAAUCAGUAAGGUUUUGUGGCACUCGUAUGGUGGACCGUGGGGCACCCUGGAUCUUGAGAAGGACUGA
This is a messenger RNA of Frankliniella occidentalis (western flower thrips), 400 nucleotides long. RefSeq lists its product as uncharacterized. The transcript is spliced from 2 exons. The record is from RefSeq and is a predicted model, not a curated record. Bases 53 to 400 code for a protein of 115 amino acids. NCBI's taxonomy places the organism in Eukaryota, Metazoa, Arthropoda, Insecta, Thysanoptera, Thripidae.